This is a messenger RNA of Cladophialophora bantiana CBS 173.52, 1857 nucleotides long. RefSeq lists its product as uncharacterized. Gene Ontology annotation, cellular component: late endosome; early endosome; extrinsic component of endosome membrane. The record is from RefSeq and is a predicted model, not a curated record. Gene Ontology annotation, molecular function: phosphatidylinositol binding. Gene Ontology annotation, biological process: protein targeting to lysosome; early endosome to late endosome transport; endosome to lysosome transport. NCBI's taxonomy places the organism in Eukaryota, Fungi, Ascomycota, Eurotiomycetes, Chaetothyriales, Herpotrichiellaceae. Bases 1 to 1857 code for a protein of 618 amino acids. The transcript has 3 exons.
AUGACCACCUCAAGUUCUUCUCCUUCCAUACCACCCUUCCCGACCAUAGCAACAAAGGCCUCCUCCACCGCUCAGUCGUCUCAACUGACUGCUGUCGCUGACAGCAAGGCCAUUUCAGGCCCUCGGUCCACCUCUCGAGCCCCCCCGACCACCAGCAGAGCCCGUCAAGAUGCUGUGGCUCCAGACCCUACCUCGGAAAGAGCAACUUUGUCCUUGAUCAGAAGGACUUUGGUGGCAGAUGGAAGCCAUGGAUCGGAUCGGAGAGUCUCACCGGCACCAAUUGAGGGCGACCUUCCGCCACUUACCAGUUCCAAUGAGGUAGAUAUCCAGCUUUAUGCAGUCGUUGCCAUAGUCAUUAAGGACUUUGUCAACUCUUGGUACUCCAAGAUCACGCCGGACAGAGCAUUUGUGGAUGAGGUCAUUCAGAUUAUUGCUCAUUGCAGUCGCGCGCUGGAACAGAGGAUACGGCAGAUUGACAUCACGGAAUUGAUACUGGACGAGUUGCCUGUGUUGGUUGAGAGACAUAUUGCUGCCUACAGGACGGCCACUACCGCUCAGGCUGCUCUGCAAUACGGCGAAAAUCCCCGACGAGUCUAUCACGCCCUGAACCCACAUCCAGCCCUCGACCCUUCCCUCCCGCAAGAGCAGCAACGAGCCCACGAGUCUGCCUACCAACAACUUCUUGUUCAGGGGGCAUUGGCCGUCCUCCUACCAACCGAGGACCUAGCAAAUGCAUGUCUCAGAACAUUGGUGAGCGAUAUCAUCUCCGACCUCAUCCUCGGACAGGCACUGGCGCAGAAAGUCUGUGAGCCGUGGUUCCUGCACGGGACUGUCUCGAGGGUUGUGGAGAUAGUGACAUCGCCUCCCACGCAUACGUCUCCUGCCAAUGCCGUCGAUGACCAGAAAAUCCUUCAGCCAGACGGCCGCCAAAGCCGUCUGGAGCAGUUUGGCCUAUUAACUUCCAAUACGGCCACUCCAGAGAGUUAUUCGUCAGACCGGCACCAAUCAUCUCUUAGUGCGUGGUUCUGGAGACUGCUUCAGUACGCCUUCAUCGCAUACCAGUUGGCGCGGUUCAUCCUCGUCGGCCUGGCUUACGCGCACCAUCUACCCCGGAGAACCCGGCAUCAUCAUCAUCAUCAUGUCCUCGACAGCUCCACUUCAUCGCCGUCCAAAGACAAGUCGCCCGUCUCAUCGACACGGCAAAUAUCAGACCCCGAUCAUCGAUCCCCGCGAGCAGUGAUCCAUUACAGGCUGUUCUCCUGCAUGUCUAGCAUGCUCGAUUUGACCGUCCGCAUGCCUUGGCUGGUAGGCUCGUUAGGGUUGUGGCAGCACAUUCUGAGCGCGGGCCCGGGCAAGUACGGUGCUGCAAAUUCCACGCUGGACAAGUUCCUCUAUCACACAAUCUCGACCCGCCUCUUCUCACCGGCACUGAUCCCACCUCUCCUACUGCAGAUCCGCGUCCUCAUCUUUCCCAACAACACUCUAGGCCCACCUCCACCGCCUCCUCCCUCUGUAGAAGAGGCACGCAAGAUCCGCUCCAAGGCCGCCUCCGACAUUCUCUCCUUGGUCCCUAGAACUGUGGGCAAGACGUUCUUCGCCGUCAGCAACGCCAAGAACGCGGAAGAUGAGGAGAUCAAAAUGCGGAUAGAGGUCGAGGAGAGGCUAUUGGGGUGGACAGACGAUGUUGAGAUGAACAAGUACCUUGUCUAUGCCAUUUUGGAGCACGUUCUCCUGAAGCUUGUGCCAGAAAUGAAAGAUAAGACGCCCUCUGAGCUUUUGGCUGAAAGAGGCGUGGAUCUAGUUGCAUCCAAGGAGGCGGGAAAGGAUGAGGAGUGGCCUAAUGGUAAUGGAGCUUGA